Molecule: messenger RNA, 1200 nt
Organism: Lolium rigidum
Lineage: Eukaryota; Viridiplantae; Streptophyta; Magnoliopsida; Poales; Poaceae
Exons: 1
Coding region: 1-1200 (399 amino acids)
Molecular function (GO): protein binding
Source: RefSeq, a predicted model, not a curated record
AUGACCUCCCAGCCGGCGAUCAUGGCGGAGGACGCAAUAGCAGGAGUGAUGCCUCUUCUCCCCGGCAUCCCGGAUGAGCUCGCCAUCUGGGAGAUCCUCAUCCGCCUCCCGCCAAAAUCCCUUCUCCGCUGCCGCGCCGUCUGUCGCGCCUGGCGCCGCGCAACCUCCAUCCGCGCCUUCCUCCUGGCUCACCAUGACCGCCAGGCCUCACUGCCCAUCGUCUGGGGUAAACUCGUCUCUGGAUCCGAGCACGGCGGUGCCCGCUACAAAGACUUCCUCGCCUUCAAUCAACGGGCCACCGACGCCCAGCUCCAGCCUGUUGCCCGGCUUGACCAGUCCUACAGUCUGCGAGCCAUAUGUGACGGCCUCCUCAUCCUCUCCAACUACAAGAGUGACACCUACUAUCGCAUCUGCUUCUCCAUCUGCAACCCGGUCACUCGUCAGAGUGCUCCCCUCCGGCAGCCGUCGGGCUUCAUAUUAUUGGGAAUGUACCUGCACCGUCCUACCGGCGAAUACCGGCUGUUACUGGGCCGGAGGACCUACGGGGUGUCGCCAAUUCUUGGAUCGGUGAUGGGUAAAGGUGAAAUUAGCUGCUAUGUCUUCGUCUUGGGCUCCGACCAGCCACCCAGGUACAUUCAGCGGCUGGAUCCAGAGUCAGGGUUGUGCUUCCUAACACCUACCCUGGUCCGUGAUAGCCUGCAUUGGUUCUCACUGCAGCACCAGAGCCAAAGCAGACGCAUAAUUGUAUUUGACACCACAGCUGAGUUGUUCAGGCAGAUGCGUGCUCCACUUCUUCCCACCAGCUCAUGUAUCUUUGAAAUGGAUGGAACCCUAGGCAUCUAUAGCCAUAAAGAUGACAUGAAAGUUGUUGAUAUAUGGGUGUUGCAAAACUACGAAGGCGAGAUCUGGGAGUGCAAGUACCGAGUUGAAUUGCCGGUCGAUGAAAUCAUUGGGCUGUUUGGAAGGAGGGAAGGCCAUUGGGAUGUGACCGCUGUGACGGCGGAUGGUGACAUCCUGUUGCUGCUCAGUCAUGGCCACUGGCUGUUUUACGUUGACAUUGACGGUAAACUGGUUGACAGUUUCCAUCGUGAUGGCCAAUACUUAUCUCCUUGUGGACUUCGACUGAAACAAACUCUUGUUCCUCAUACCUUCUUCACGGCACUAGAAGACCAUGUUGUGAAUGCUUCGCCUUUCAUCUGA